GAAACUUGCAUGAAAAAAACAACAACUGAAGUGAUUGAUACCCACCAGCAUUCUCUCUCUAUCUCUCUUUCUUUUCAAAUAUUAAGAGAAGAAGAGAACAAAGAAAAAAAGAAGCUUCUCUACAUCUCCCUCUCUCUCUCUAAAAAUACAGAGUUUUGAGCCAUGAAAAACAGCAUAAGGUGCUGCAUUUCGUGCAUUCUACCGUGCGGGGCCCUCGACGUGAUCCGCAUAGUGCACACCAACGGCCACGUGGAGGAAAUCAGCGGCGCCGUGACGGCCGCGGAGAUCAUGAAACUGCACCCCAAACACGUCCUAAAGAAGCCGUCGUCUCCGUCGGCGGCCGACGGCAUGUGCCCCAAAAUAAUCGUCGUUCCGCCCGACGCGCAGCUCCAGCGCGGCAAGAUUUACUUCCUCAUGCCCCUCCCUCCGCCGCCUAAGAAGAAGAGCCAAGCUUCUAGAAGCAACGGAGCUUCCAAUAGUACUAACUCCGUCACUGACCUGCUUGUCUCCGAUCGUUAUUUGAGCGAGAUUUUGUCGGAGAAGGUUUCGUCGCAGAGAGACCGGCGGCGAGGCCGCGGCCGUGUUUGGAGACCGCAUUUAGAUAGCAUUUCGGAGGGAGGAUCUGAUGCCUAGUAAAUUUUUUUUUUUUAGUUUUUACUUCAUCAGAUUAUUUACUAGGGUUUCUCAACUCAAUACUAUUGGCUGUAACCCUUUAUUUCUUGUUUUCAUAUAUACUACCUUUUUUGCUA
This is a messenger RNA of Salvia splendens (bonfire salvia), 749 nucleotides long. RefSeq lists its product as uncharacterized. Lineage: Eukaryota; Viridiplantae; Streptophyta; Magnoliopsida; Lamiales; Lamiaceae. The transcript has a single exon. The coding region runs from base 163 to 633 and encodes 156 amino acids. The record is from RefSeq and is a predicted model, not a curated record.